This is a messenger RNA of Cladophialophora immunda, 3549 nucleotides long. RefSeq lists its product as hypothetical. Gene Ontology annotation, molecular function: myosin II binding; syntaxin binding; GTPase activator activity. Gene Ontology annotation, biological process: regulation of protein secretion; establishment of cell polarity; regulation of exocytosis. Bases 695 to 3190 code for a protein of 831 amino acids. The transcript has 3 exons. Gene Ontology annotation, cellular component: cytoplasm; plasma membrane. NCBI's taxonomy places the organism in Eukaryota, Fungi, Ascomycota, Eurotiomycetes, Chaetothyriales, Herpotrichiellaceae. The record is from RefSeq and is a predicted model, not a curated record.
CUUACUGAAACAAACCAUCGACAGUGUCUCCUUGACUCGUCGGACAGAUCGCAGAACCCUCUCCUUGUCAUGCAGGGGAUUCUGCGUCUUCAAUCAACAUGGCGCACUUCCUUCGUGGCAAGCAGGCCGGCAUUCAGAAUGACCUCUCCGUUGGUGUCACUCCAGAUUCGUUCAUGCUAGACGACUUUGCCCGUUAUGGCAUCAACUCACAGAUCUCUGUGCUCGCCUAUGACCCUGUCCAGUCUCUCCUCGCUGUCGGGACCAACGAAUCCCAGUUCGGCCCCGGGGUCGUCUAUGUCUUUGGCCAGAAGCGAGUCUGCGUGACCUUCACUCCUCCUCGACCGUCAUCUAUUCGAGCCAUACAGUUCUGCGCCGACAAAGUCCUUGUGCUCGACAGCAAGAACGAUGUCAGUAUCUUCAGCCUGGACACUAAGCAUAUGCUCGCCAACUAUUCCCCUCCCGGUCAGGUCGUUGCUAUCCUCUCAGAUCCCAGUCUCGACUACUGUUUCUCGGGAUUGCAAAAUGGUGGGCCUGAUAUAAAUGGGACAGAACAAAAGAGAGAAAUUAUUGCUGACGUGCAUCGACAGGGGAAAUCGUGGCAUUCGACUUGGAUCGAGAGCAUCAAACGCCCUUCAAGAUUCCCAACUUGUGGCGGGAGCGGAAUCCCAGAGCCCGAAUUCUGCCCAUAGUGUCGAUGCAGUUCCAUCCCAAAGACAUAGGUACAUUGCUUAUCGGUUACUCCGAGGGCGCCGUCAUCUACUCUUUCAAACAAAACAAGGCAACUAAGUUCUUCCAAUACGAACUUCCACCAAGAGCGCGAGGUGGAGAUGGAGAUCCCACAAACGCCAAUUCCAUCCGGCAUCCGCGAUUGACACAUGCUCUCUGGCAUCCAACCGGCACUUUCGUGUUGACGGCCCACGAUGACUCGAGUUUGGUAUUCUGGGAUCCUCGAGAUGGCAGAGUUAUCCACGCGAGGACAAUCGAAGAGAUGGAUGUCAAUGUGCCUGGAGCUGGACCACCGAGGGAUGUCCCUAGGAGCCCUCUCAGCCCAGUGAGUCCAGGGUUUGGUACAGUGAAAGAGCCGUACUUCCACAUUGCCUGGUGCUCGAAAGCAAAUCCGGAUGAUACUGGCUUGGUUAUAGCGGGGGGCGCCCCAACAACCAACCCGACGAGAGGUCUGACCUUUAUCGAACUGGGUCCAACACCGAACUACCAAACCUCGACGUGGGAUUUCCUGGCAAACCAUUUUCGCCAUCCCAAACGCAUACAUGUCCUUCCAACACCACCCAACGCCGCGAUUAAUACCUUUCUCCUGAUUCCUCGCUCAUCUCCUCAUUUUGCCGGAUCCCACGAUCCAAUAGCAGUCAUGACCGUGCUGUCCUCGGGUGAAGUAAUCACAUUGAGCUUUCCCUCUGGACAUCCCAUUACACCCAGCAACCAACUACACGUUUCGUUAUCUUUUGUACAUCCAUUUGUCACUAAAAUUGCGCUGGCAUUCGUCGACCGGACUAGGUGGCUGGGAAUGCGCGAAGUUCGCCAGCAUGGUCCGCAAUUUUUGAUCGGGGGUGCUGAAGGUAUCAAACCCCUCAAGAGGCAUGAAAACAGAAAUAUUGUCCAAGCCGCCCACGCCGAUGGAACCAUUCGGAUAUGGGAUGGCGGGCAUGGCGACGUCAUUGAAAAUCCCAAUGUCCUCCAAGUCGAUCUCGGAAAAGCAGUAGGUCGGUGGGACAAACUCGACGUGUCGUUGAUGAGUAUGUCGGGUGCGACGGGAGAGCUCUCGGUAGGAUUGAAAAGUGGCGAACUGGUUGUUUUUCGAUUGAACCGCAAUCAAUUCUUCGGUCGCCCCCCAUCUGAUCCUGGCCCGAACGAAGGACCUGGGAAAAUGCAGGAUAUUAGCGAACGAGCAGAUCCAGGCUUGAAGGAAGGCCUAUUGCCCCUGACAAUGACGAAUGACCAACAAGGCUCCGUCACCGCUUUGCGGCAUUCUGAUGUCGGAUUCGUGGCUGCCGGUUAUGCUGGAGGUGGAGUGACCAUCGUCGAUCUACGUGGUCCAGCUAUCAUCCACACGGCUCUACUCAAUGAAAUGGUCGCCGGUAAGCAUCGAAGAGGAAGCAUUCGACGAGCUGCACCUGCCACUCAGUCAACAGAAUAUGCAACGGCGAUGGAAUUCGGCAUCUUAACCCUUGAUGGCGACGAUUAUUCCUCACUUGCCUUGUUUGUUGGCACAUCUCGAGGUCGAGUCGCCACGUUCAAGAUUCUGCCCUCUCAGUCCGGGCGGUAUUCGGCACAGUCGAUAGGGGCGGCCCAAAUUUCAGAUGACCGGGUCAUCUCGUUGUGCCCGAUUGAUGCUCACACAGGCGCCCCUGCAGCUGCAACAGGGUAUGCAAUGGGAGGUUUACAAUCCGGCCGGAAAGUAGAUGGCGUCCUUGUAGCUGUCACAGUCUCGUCCGCGCACAUCUUUCGUCCAGCGUCCGCAAAAGGAGCCUCCAAAACCUUCGACCACUACCUGUGUGAUUCGGCCACAGUAGCCCGCUACGAAGAACGUGGUUACGCUGUUGUCGGCUUAUUUGGCGAUGGUGCCGCCAGAGCAUUCUCGAUCCCAGCUCUGAAAGAAAUCGCAAGCAUACGCGUCAAUCAUCUCCUAGACACUAAACGCUUCGGCGAUGCUGUCGUGUCUCCUACAGGAGAUAUUCUGGGCUGGGCAGGCCCUAGCGAACUAGCCAUGGUUAAUGUCUUUGGCUGUGGCACAUCGCUCCCACCCAGCACUGAUCGUCUCUACGACGCAGCCAAGAUGGUUCCCCCUCGACCUACAAUCAGCAACCUCCAAUGGAUUGCCGGGACACAAUACAUCACUCCUUCCGAUAUGGAUAUCCUCAUUGGCGGUCCGGACCGACCGCCUUCUAAGCGAAUGUUGACGGAAAUGCGGGCCGCGCAGGAGGCAGAAUUUCAGCGACAACGGGAAGCCGCCCGGACGGGACGGGCACCCAAGCCAGAUCAUUCUCAGGAGACGUACUGGGCGUACAUGCAGCGGCAGCUUCAGGAGCGAACGGAGAACCUGGGAUUGGCGGGUGAUAGUCUUGACAGAGCGGCAGAAUCCAGUAGUUCGUGGAGUGACGACGUGGGCAAGUUCGUGGCGAAGCAGAAGAGAGCGGCGGCGCUGGGGUAUAUCGGGUCGAAGUUUGGGUUCUAAAAGUUUGCUGAUGGAUUUGAGCGAGGAGUUCUACGAUUUGCACACCAGCUAUGCCAAGAAGGAAGUCAUGUGCGUGGCAAGUUAUGUGCUAUCAUGAGGUUUGCUAACGUUGAUGAAUGGGACAAGAGUCUAGGAAGCGUGGUCUACUUAUCUUCCAUCUUUGCUGCUAGCCUCGGCGCAAAGCAAUACACAUAUAUACAGCGUUCAGGGAUGGGCAGUCGCUUUCUCUGGUGACAGGUUUAUACGCUGCAAGUUUGGUGUCUCCUAUCAUGGCGAUGGUUUUUCCGACACAUUCAUCUCAUUUUCUGGCUGUCUCUGAGUUGGAGGGUUGUCCAAUCUCAUCGUGUUCAGGAUCUUUG